Brassica oleracea var. oleracea is the source of this 1044-nucleotide messenger RNA. RefSeq names its product delta(8)-fatty-acid desaturase 2. The transcript has a single exon. Gene Ontology annotation, biological process: lipid metabolic process. Gene Ontology annotation, cellular component: membrane. The record is from RefSeq and is a predicted model, not a curated record. The annotation marks the transcript as partial. Lineage: Eukaryota; Viridiplantae; Streptophyta; Magnoliopsida; Brassicales; Brassicaceae. Gene Ontology annotation, molecular function: oxidoreductase activity, acting on paired donors, with oxidation of a pair of donors resulting in the reduction of molecular oxygen to two molecules of water.
CAUUUAAUAUCCGCCGUCUUGCUGGGCCUCCUUUGGAUACAGAGCGCUUACGUGGGACAUGACUCUGGUCAUUACAACGUGACGUCGACGAAGCCGUGUAAUAAACUCGUCCAGCUUCUCUCCGGUAACUGCAUCACCGGGAUAUCGAUCGCGUGGUGGAAAUGGACGCACAACGCUCACCAUAUCUCUUGUAAUAGUCUUGACCACGAUCCUGAUCUCCAGCACAUCCCUGUCUUAGCCGUCUCGAGCAAGUUCUUUAAGUCCAUGACGUCACGUUUCUAUGGAAGGAAGUUAACGUUCGAUCCACUAGCUCGGUUCUUGAUUAGCUACCAGCACUGGUCGUUUUAUCCAAUCAUGUGUGUGGGGAGAAUCAAUCUCUUUAUCCAAACGUUACUUUUGCUAUUCUCGAGACGUCACGUUCCUGAUCGAGCCUUGAACAUAGCUGGGAUUCUUGUUUUCUGGACGUGGUUCCCUCUUUUAGUAUCCUUCCUACCAAACUGGCAAGAGAGAAUCAUCUUUGUCUUUUUAAGCAUGGCCGUCACGGCGAUUCAGCACGUUCAGUUCUGUUUAAACCAUUUUGCGGCAGAUGUUUACACCGGUCCGCCUAAUGGGAAUGAUUGGUUUGAGAAGCAAACAGCUGGUACGCUUGAUAUAUCGUGUAGGUCGUAUAUGGAUUGGUUCUUUGGUGGGUUGCAGUUUCAGCUAGAGCAUCAUCUGUUCCCUAGGCUACCGCGUUGCCAUCUCAGGGGAGUUUCUCCUGUGGUUCAGGAGCUUUGUAAGAAGCAUAAUCUUCCGUACAGGAGUCUUUCGUGGUGGGAGGCUAAUGUGUGGACGAUCAGGACUCUGAGGAAAGCGGCGGUUCAAGCUAGAGAUGUGACUAAUCCUGUGUUGGAGAAUUUGCUAUGGGAAGCUCUGAAUACUCAUGGCUAGAAAAAAAACUGAACAGUACAGGUCGGUUUUGGUUCGGUUUUGUAUGGUGGUUAAUUUUCGUUUGUUAUGUACUUUUCUAGUGGAAGAGAUGUGUUAAGUUUUGGUUUUUUGAUG